This is a messenger RNA of Carlito syrichta (Philippine tarsier), 3035 nucleotides long. It is a transcript of the gene CRY1, whose product is annotated as cryptochrome circadian clock 1. The transcript is spliced from 11 exons. The record is from RefSeq and is a predicted model, not a curated record. Gene Ontology annotation, cellular component: cytoplasm; nucleus. Gene Ontology annotation, molecular function: FAD binding; DNA binding. Gene Ontology annotation, biological process: circadian regulation of gene expression; entrainment of circadian clock by photoperiod; negative regulation of DNA-templated transcription. Bases 326 to 1612 code for a protein of 428 amino acids. NCBI's taxonomy places the organism in Eukaryota, Metazoa, Chordata, Mammalia, Primates, Tarsiidae.
CUCUAGAUUUUUGCUUCAGUGUCUUGAGGAUCUUGAUGCCAAUCUACGAAAAUUAAACUCUCGUCUGUUCGUAAUUCGUGGACAACCAGCAGAUGUGUUUCCCAGGCUUUUCAAGGAAUGGAACAUUGCUAAACUUUCAAUUGAGUAUGAUUCUGAGCCCUUUGGAAAGGAACGAGAUGCAGCUAUUAAGAAACUGGCUACUGAGGCUGGAGUAGAAGUCAUUGUACGGAUCUCACAUACAUUAUAUGACCUGGACAAGAUCAUAGAACUCAAUGGUGGACAACCGCCUCUAACUUAUAAAAGAUUCCAAACUCUCAUCAGCAAAAUGGAACCCCUAGAGAUACCAGUAGAGACAAUUACUUCAGAAGUGAUAGAAAAAUGCACAACUCCUCUUUCUGAUGACCAUGAUGAGAAAUAUGGAGUUCCUUCACUGGAAGAGCUCGGUUUUGAUACAGAUGGCUUAUCCUCUGCAGUGUGGCCAGGCGGAGAAACUGAAGCACUUACACGUUUGGAAAGGCAUUUGGAAAGAAAAGCUUGGGUGGCAAACUUUGAAAGACCCCGAAUGAAUGCAAAUUCUCUGCUUGCAAGCCCUACUGGACUCAGUCCUUACCUCCGAUUUGGUUGUUUGUCAUGUCGACUGUUUUAUUUCAAACUAACGGAUCUUUACAAAAAGGUAAAGAAGAACAGUUCCCCUCCCCUUUCUCUUUAUGGGCAACUAUUAUGGCGUGAAUUUUUCUAUACAGCAGCAACAAAUAAUCCACGCUUUGAUAAGAUGGAAGGAAAUCCCAUCUGUGUUCAGAUUCCUUGGGAUAAGAAUCCUGAGGCUUUAGCCAAAUGGGCAGAAGGCCGGACAGGCUUUCCAUGGAUUGAUGCCAUCAUGACACAGCUUCGUCAGGAGGGCUGGAUUCACCAUUUAGCCAGACAUGCUGUUGCUUGCUUCCUGACACGAGGUGACCUGUGGAUUAGUUGGGAAGAAGGAAUGAAAGUAUUUGAAGAAUUAUUGCUUGAUGCAGAUUGGAGCAUAAAUGCUGGAAGUUGGAUGUGGCUGUCUUGUAGUUCCUUUUUCCAACAGUUUUUUCACUGCUAUUGCCCUGUUGGUUUUGGUAGGCGAACAGAUCCCAAUGGAGACUAUAUCAGGCGUUAUUUGCCUGUCCUAAGAGGCUUCCCUGCAAAGUAUAUCUAUGAUCCCUGGAAUGCACCAGAAGGUAUCCAAAAGGUAGCCAAAUGUUUGAUAGGAGUUAAUUAUCCUAAGCCAAUGGUGAACCAUGCUGAGGCAAGCCGUUUGAACAUUGAAAGGAUGAAACAGAUCUAUCAGCAGCUUUCACGAUACAGAGGACUAGGUCUUCUUGCAUCAGUACCUUCUAAUCCUAAUGGGAAUGGAGGCUUCAUGGGGUAUUCUCCUGCAGAAAAUACCCCAGGUUGUAGCAGCAGUGGAAGUUGCUCUCAAGGGAGUGGCAUUUUACAUUACGCUCACGGCGACAGUCAGCAAACUCACCUAUUGAAGCAAGGAAGAAGCUCCGUGGGCACUGGUCUCAGUGGUGGGAAACGUCCUAGUCAGGAAGAGGACCCGCAGAGUAUCGGUCCUAAAGUCCAGAGACAGAGCACUAAUUAGGUAAAUAAUUUAGAGCUUUACAUCUUGCUUUAGUGGAGUGUGUAAUAAAUAUAAAUUAAGAUAGUUUCCAAAAUGUAGCUAAUCUCUACUUUCAAACCAGAGGAUUUUGAGGCAUAAAUUGUUAAGCAUUUGUUACAAAAUCAGCUUAAUUUUUGGAUAAGAGAGAUGCAUCUGUACUGGACAAAUUGCUGUACUCAGUUUUAUGGUCAUCUGAAUUGAUCUUUAAAUAUGAAAAGCUUAUGAUUUUGUGGUCAAGUUUUUUCUUAGAAAAAGGCAGUGUUUUCACUUUCUUACUAUGUGACCAUGAGUCUAAAACAAUUUCAAUGGCCUUUUUAUUUUGGUGGCAUUAAUAUAAUCUUUUUAUGAACUUCCCCCCAAGUCCUUGCCUCUUAAAUGUUUAUGAAUUUAUUUUAUCUGUCGUGAUACUUCUAAAAUCCAAAUUAUUUCCAGUUUGGGAAUAGUUUAAAUUUGUUAAAAUGCUGGCCCUUUUUAGAAGUAUCAAAAUUUAUACCUACAUUCAAUUGAAUUGGGUUUGGGAUACUAUUUUUUGUGUGUGUAUGAUUUAAAAUAAUAUAAAAUAUAUUUAUACAGUGCAUUUGCCAGUUUUUAAAAAUUUUUUGUUUCUUUAGUUAUCUUAAAGUGUUUAUACUUCUAUUGCUUAUUUUUUAUGCCAGCCAUUAGACUAUAAAUAUUUUAAAGAUAAGACCAGUAAACACUCAAUUUUUUAUCAUUAAAUUAUUUGCAAUCAAGCUUUACCCAGUUUUCCUCCCUCCUUAAAUCACAGAAAACAUUCAGGAGGAAUGCUGUUCCAGCUGAAAUUGGUGGGGAGUUCAAUACUUUACAAUUAAAUUAUUUAAAAAUGUUCUUCAUUAAUGGAAAGCAGUUACAUUUUGAAAUGCAUUGUUUCUAAUGAUAUUUCUGUGGUUUUUAACUUUUUAAUGAAUUUCACACAGCACAAAUGGUAAUUUGUAUAUAAAGGACUUGGUAAAAGAAUUUGCUUAAUGUAAAUAUAGUCACAAUUAGUAUAGACCCAUCAAUAUAUUUUUGAUAAUUUUUCAUGUAUGGUAAAAGUUAACAAAUUGAUAUUCUGAUAUAAAACUCAAAGUUUUGAGAGUCAAUAUGAGAAAGCAGGAGGUUUUUAGACUUUCUUAAAAGACUUUGUUAAAAUUUUGGGACGAAAUUUUGCCUUAUGUUGUUUGAUCUAACUUUGCCCUCUUUGAUAAUAGUGUUUUAGAAAAUGUGCAUAAUAAAAUUGGUAGUUGUGGCCUCUGUUAACACAAACAAUAUAUGUUUCAAAGCUUUAUGUAAACCUGUUCUGACCCAAACUUGUGGAAAUGUCAUGUGUUAAGUUCUCCUUGUCUCCCUUUCUUUGUUCAUUUAUAGCUAAAGUAAUAUUGUUAUUAAAGUAAAUGCAAAUAUGAAA